This is a messenger RNA of Lactuca virosa, 1848 nucleotides long. NCBI's taxonomy places the organism in Eukaryota, Viridiplantae, Streptophyta, Magnoliopsida, Asterales, Asteraceae. The record is from the annotation of a GenBank genome assembly.
CUAUCAUCUUUUCACACUGGCAAAAUGCACAAAUUCAAGAACUCCAUCCCUUUCUUGAUUCUCAUCUUCUCCUCAAUCAAUGUUCUUGUUUUCGCCGGAAAAGCAGAAGACCCGUUUACUCCAAAGGCGUAUGUAAUCCGAUACUGGAAGAAGCAGAUCUCAAAUGAUUUACCCAAACCCUCGUUCUUAAUCGAGAAAGCUUCGCCGCUAACCGCCGUGCAGUCGGCGGCGUUUUCAAAACUUGCGGCUAACCAGCACUCUCUCUCCACCAACCUCCCAUCGUUCUGCUCCGCCGCAAACUUACUGUGCUUCCCCGACGUGGGACCCAGCCUGGAGAAACAUUCCGGUGAUGUGAACUUUAAAGAGUACUCCGAGAAGAACUUUACUAACUACGGGUCAGGUCGUCUUGGUGGAUUUGAUUCCUUCAAAAAUUAUUCCAAUGACGGCAACUCGGCUCUUGACUCGUUCCGGCGGUAUUCACGUGACUCAGUGGGCCAUGGCGAUAAGUUUUCCACUUAUGCCCGAGACACAAACGUUCCUGACCAGAGCUUCAAUACCUACGGCACAAAAGCCACCGGAGGCACCGGAGACUUCACAAGUUACGCCCAAGACGUCAAUGUACCCACCAUGAGAUUCACCUCAUACUCCGACGACGUCAAUGGGCGUGUCCAGACCUUCAAAUCUUACUCCGAGAACGCAAACGCCGGCGAUCAAUCGUUCACUAGUUACGGGAAAAAGGGAAACGGCGCCGAGAAUGAAUUCAAAUCAUACGGUAAUAAUUCCAACGUCAUCGGCUCGUCGUUUUCCAAUUACGGCGAGAACGGCAACGGCGCAAACGAUUCUUUCACAUCUUAUGGGGAAAACGGCAACGUUCCCGAGAAUAAUUUCAAGAGCUACGCUGACAGCGGUAACGCCGCCGUCGAUUCAUUCACGAGUUACAGUGAUCAAUCCAAUGUCGGGGACGAUAAUUUCAAAUCAUACGCCAAAAGCUCCAACGCGGCGGACUUGAAGUUUUCAAAUUACGGGAAUUCCUUCAACGAAGGCACCGAUACAUUCUCCGGCUACGGCGGAGGCACCGUCACAAACCAGAAAUUUGGGUUUAAAGGCUACGGUGUGAACAAUACAUUCAAAGAUUACGCCGAUAAGAAGAGGGCUUCUUUUGCUACCUACGCGACAAAGGGGUCGGCGGCGCGUGUAGGAGCAAUGAAGACGAAAUCAGCCGCCAGUGGCAAACCUGUAAAUAAGUGGAUCGAGCCGGGUAAGUUUUUCAGGGAGAGUAUGUUAAAAUCCGGGACGAUAAUGCCCAUGCCGGACAUUCGUGAUAAGAUGCCUAAAAGGUCAUUUUUACCCCGGGUAAUUCUUUCAAAAUUACCAUUUUCGUCCUCCAAACUCGGCGAUUUAAAGAAGAUUUUUCACGCUGAGGAUAACUCAAGCAUGGCGAGUUUAAUCUCUGAAGGAUUGAGCGAGUGUGAACGGAAACCGAGUCAAGGUGAGUCAAAACGGUGUGUCGGAUCGGUUGAAGACAUGAUCGAUUUUGCCACGUCAGUGCUUGGACGAGAUGUCGUCGUUCGGACAACCGACAACACAAACGGGUCGGGUAAGAAGAGCUUGUUCCCUUACCUGCUAUACUACUGUCACUCGGUUCCCAAGGUACGGGUCUACGAAGCGGAUCUACUUGACCCGAAUUCGUCCUCCAAGAUUAAUCAUGGGGUUGCCAUCUGUCAUAUUGACACGUCAGCUUGGAGUCCGACCCAUGGAGCUUUUCUUUCACUAGGGUCGGAGCCUGGGAAGAUUGAAGUUUGUCAUUGGAUCUUUGAGAACGAUAUGACUUGGGCUGUUGCAGAUUAA